Molecule: messenger RNA, 3396 nt
Organism: Fonsecaea multimorphosa CBS 102226
Lineage: Eukaryota; Fungi; Ascomycota; Eurotiomycetes; Chaetothyriales; Herpotrichiellaceae
Exons: 2
Coding region: 1-3396 (1131 amino acids)
Source: RefSeq, a predicted model, not a curated record
AUGGCUGAUUUGGCUCUCCGCACUCGGGAUCAGCCUGAUAUUCGGGCCCGGAUCAGCAUCCACGACGACGAGUCUCCCAAUGAUAUUAAAGAACUCCUGAUUGCCGACCAGACACAGAGAGCUCUGCGUUCCAAACAGUCCUGGACUCCUCCUGAAGCACUGGGAUCUUUGCAUCGAGCUGUGUUACGCAAAACCAGGACGCUUCCUUAUCCUUAUCGACCGGGCCACUUCCACGAUGUCCCCGCCUCGGACCCUCUACCCUGCCCGUUGAAUCGGUCAAACAGUCUCAACUCUCUGUCAACCAUACAACGAGAGACGGAAGCUGCCUCGUUAAGUUUAUACAGAGGGUCACCCAUCUCUGCAAUCAGCCCACCGUGUGCCCCGCCAUCAGCGUCAUUAUGGACACCCGACGUCGACUACGAGCUACAAGACCCAUGCCCACCUCGGCCCACGCUGAGGGUAGAAACCCUCAGUCAGCAACGCAAGCAGCAAAAGCAUCUAAAGAAGCUUAUGAAAAAGGAGGAGAAGGAGCAGCGCAAGGCACAAAAAGAGGAGGAUGAACUACGCCGUCAGACGCUGGCUGCUGAAGUUGCCAGGUCACGGAAGUGGGCGGCGGGAGAUUCGAUCUCACUCCGCUCGAAAAGCACGAGGAGCAUAGCUUCGCAAGUGGUCAAGAGCUUGAGCCUGAAGACUCCAUUGAACAAACUCAGUCGUCAUGUCAGGAGAGACAGGUCGGAUCCGCCGACACUGGACGAUUUCGACAGCAAGCAACAGCUCCGAGACUAUCUCAAUCCUUCUCCUCCACCCCCACCUUCAGAACAAAUCGCUGAGCUCCCUGCCGAACUGCCGGAGUAUACGCCGUUCCAAGACUCGACGAGGAGUGAAAAGAACGAGCCUGUUGCGCUGUUGGAAGAUCCUCGUGCACUGAAAGAAAACAAUGAUUUGUCACCUCUCGAGGAUGACGAUGCAAGAGCGAACGACGCUCCUCCAUCACCAAGAUCGAUGAGGUGCGACUCAUGUAAGAGCCCGAUUCGUCUGCAACAGGUCUACUACCACUGCUCAAUUUGUGACCACGGCGACCGCAUACUGUGUUCCUCAUGCGACCAGGCAGGCUGGAGCUGUCGUCAUAAUCUUACCGAAAGGGUACGGAGUGUAUCUCGCCCAGCUGCUUCUCAGAAAGUCGACGUUGCCAGCAUGAGCGGAGAACAAACUCGGUCAGAGGCACAGCAAUAUGCCACAGCCAUGUGGGGUGUGAACCUGUCAGAUUACCCUGCCCACCAUAAAGGAUUGACCGAGUCUCCUGCUCAAGCAACACUGUCUGCAGAUAGUCCAUGGGCCUACCACGAUAUUCUAGAACAGAAGAAAUCCCAUGAAGCUCAACAGCGGAGCAUACGUCAAUCCCAGAGAGCUCUUGACGCAAAGGAACUUGAUUUCCGCCAACGUGAACGCGAUAUGGUUUUCCGCGAAAAGGAGGUCACCUUGCGGGAACGGGAGGCUGCUAUGCGAGAGCAGCAGGCAUCAAUCAGGGAGCAGGAGGCCGCUCUUCAUGUGAAACAGCAGAUGUUCGCACUACAAGUGCAAUCAGCGGUUGCAAGACAAAUGUCGGUACUAUCCACCGGAGUCGGUGCGCAGUUCCAAGAUCUGUCCCAGAAUGACAAAAUCAGGGCUCACGCCACUAAACGCAAAGCGGGGACAGGCUCCGCGACGGUCUCACCUUCCAAUUCUACCGGCUCGAAUCGUAAGUAUUCACCGAAGCGUACGCCCAAUGGCGGGCAAGAUCCCGAUGAAGACGACGAGGACGCUACAGGGGGCACACCGAAGAAGAUCAAGCAAGACCCCGACUCGGUGGCCACGCCAGGGAAGCUAUUCGCUUGUCCUUUCUGUAGGUUUGACAAAUCGAGAUAUUCGGAACAGAACACGCAGGAGAAACAUUACCGAGGCUGUUCGAGUGGGUACUGGCCCGAUAUUUCGCGACUGAAGCAGCAUCUGUACCGUGUCCAUUGGCGACGGAUCCAUUGUGUGCGGUGCUAUACCAAUUUCAAAAACAAAGACGAAUUGGACCAACAUGUCCGAGGAGCUGCACCCUGUGCUUUUGUCGAAUGUCCAUUCCCAGAGAAGUUUAACGAGGCACAAUACAACGAGAUUCGGCGUAAACGGCCUGCAAGCACUCCUGAACAGGUCUGGUACACAAUCUUCGGUAUCCUGUUUCCAGGGAUGACGCCGCCAACAAGCCCAUACGCCGAUAAUACGGGUGGGCCUUCGGCACUCAGCCCAGGGGCAGAUGAAACCCAGGGCACAAUGGAUGUGCUAGGGGAAGUGUUCGAAUCACGCUUGAAUCAGCUCACGAACGUUCCUGGGCAAGGGUGGCUUCAAUCAGCGGAAGCGCGUCAGCUUAUCCGUGAGCAAUUGAGAGCAUCUAUGGCCGACGUCCUCCAGAGAUUGGGCCAUGUCAACAGUCCUCCUUUAGGGAAUCCGUCUUUUGAAGUAUCGCCCGGCUCAGCCCAGCCAAUGGGUUCAGCUCGCCGCAGCUCAAUCUCUCCUCUAACACCGACAUCUUCCCUCCCCCCUUCACCAGUUCAUGGCUCUGGUUCCACAAGCAAGACUGGGGAUGGCUCGCACUUUCCUUUGCGAUCACGUCCCCAAAGUUUCAGUCGCCCUCGCCCCGUCCCAGCAAGGCCGGCACCACAGACUCCGUCACAACCUGUCGAGACGGCUCAGAUUUUGGAAGAGUCACCCAGUGAGGUGACCUUUCCUGAUCCUCUGGACUUUUAUCUCGAGGAUGACCAGUACGGCAACGAUUGUAUCAGCUGGGGCCCUGACGACGACCACGUUCUUGACAUAACGACGGACACAAUGCUGCCGCCCCUCGACCUAUUCGAGUUUGACUUUACAUCAGAAUUUGAGAAGCUAAACAAAAUGCCGGGUAUAGCAGAACCUCUGCCGCCUUCCAAAUUCAACCCGGUCAAGCUUUCCAGCUUAAAUGAACCCUCUGCGGAAGCGUCGACAAGGGCUUCUGAGCUAAAACCUAAGCAUUCCACAGCGUCAUCUGUCGACUCCGGUUAUGGAAGUCUUGGCCACGCUUCGUCCUCCGCAUCAGCGUCCUCUUGGGCUUGUCCUGGGACACAGACAAAGUCCGAUUCAACACCAAAGGCUAGGAAGAACAAAGGUAAACGAAAAGCACCGGAGUUCCCAAAGGAACCGAGUCCUGUGCCGGAGUCGUCAGUCAACUUUCAGGCUUUGGAUGAGUCAUUCCAGGAUUUUUCGGGCGCCAAUCUGAACUUGAAUCUGGAAGACUUUAUGGAUGAGUUUGACUUUGGAACAGGAAUCGGCGUUGAAAACAUGGGGACCACGGAUCCCUCUGGUGGCCUGGACAUGAGCAACUACUGCGAAUUUUGA